Molecule: messenger RNA, 1126 nt
Organism: Psylliodes chrysocephalus
Lineage: Eukaryota; Metazoa; Arthropoda; Insecta; Coleoptera; Chrysomelidae
Source: the annotation of a GenBank genome assembly
UGUUGACGUUUUAUUUGAAUUUUUAGGAAGGAUUAGGUUCCAAUAUUGCCGAAAGUAUUGCAAGCGGUACACAAAUGGCUAUAGAUCAUUGUCAGUCUUUGUUCCAAUGGGAGAGAUGGAAUUGUCCCAAAUCAACUUUUAACAGACAACAGAGAUUAAUCUCCACCAAAGAAACAGCUUUCUCCAAAGCCAUUAUAGCUGCAGGCAUCGCCCAUUCUAUAACCAAAAACUGUUCACAAGGGCAAAUCGAAGGAUGCAAAUGUCAAAAUACUGAUAAAUUUCCUAUUGAUCAACAGUUAAAGUACAAAAAUCAUCAAGAAAAAAUAAAGACACUUUCUGGAGAUGUACGGAUAAAAAAGGAAGUUACUGAAAAUGUUACUAAAGGUGUUAAUAAUGAUAAAAACGUUGAAUGGAGAUGGGGAGGUUGCUCGGAUAAUCCAAUGUUUGCAUCACAGAUUACUGAAAAAAUUAUUGAUUCCAUGGAAACUGGUAUUGAUGUUCCUGCCUACAUUUCUAGACAUAAUGCUAAAGUUGGUAUUAAGAUAAUUCAAAGUUCGAUGAGAAGAAAAUGCAGAUGUCACGGAAUCUCGGGCAGUUGUACGACGCAAACUUGUUGGAUACAAGUAGCUCCGUUCGAGGAAAUAUCCAGAAAAUUAAAAGAUUUGCACAGGAAAUCCGUUAGGGUGACUCACAGCGCUGUGGAAAAGUCGAUAAUUAUUGGAAAUUCAGCCAGUGAUGUUUUGGUGCAAGUCAAAGAAAUACCUGGAACUGAAAACAGGCUGAUUUAUAUGGUUAGAUCACCCGAUUAUUGUGUCACGAAUUUUACUGAAGGCUACCUCGGCACCAAAGGUCGCAUGUGCUCUAGGAACCGGUCUAACGUUACAAAAAUGGAGAAAAAUAGUUGCAGAAAUGUAUGCAAGAAAUGCGGACAUACUGUAAAGAGGAUGCAAAAAAAAGUGGCCAGACGAUGUAACUGUAAAUUUUCUUGGUGUUGCGAAGUCAAAUGUGAUACUUGCCAUGAAGUUGUUAACGAGCAUUUUUGCAUAUAAAAAAUAUAUUAAUAUUCAAGAUAAUUUAAUACAGAUUCAGCUUUUAUAUAAAAUUAAACAUCCUGAUAGGUGAUAGA